Zea mays is the source of this 1593-nucleotide messenger RNA. RefSeq lists its product as uncharacterized. NCBI's taxonomy places the organism in Eukaryota, Viridiplantae, Streptophyta, Magnoliopsida, Poales, Poaceae. The coding region runs from base 64 to 1107 and encodes 347 amino acids. The record is from RefSeq and is marked predicted. The transcript has 2 exons.
GCGCACAAGACGAGAUCCCAACCUCGCGAUCCACUCCGAGUCGCCCCUCCCCUUCCGCCGCCGAUGGCGCUGCCGUCGAGCGCCUCGCAUUCGGCGCGGCUGCGGCUGCUCACCGUGCCGGCGCUGCUUCUGCUGUUGUCCUCCGCCGCGCUGCUCGUCUUCCUCGUCCUCCCCUCGCUCUCCCCCUCCUCGGCCUCCUCCUCCGCCGCCUCCGGGCACCUCUGUGCCUGCUCGCCCCCCGCCACCCACACCACCACCACCGUCACCACCACCACCACCACCGCCUCCCCUGCGCCCGUCACCACCUCCCCCGCGGACGUCGCCUGGCUGAAGGCCCAGCUCGCGUCCAACUCCCUCCUCCUCGCCGCUGGCGGCGGCCACGACGCCUGGCACCGCCUGCGCAAGGGCAUCAACCCCCGCACACGAGAGCAGCAGCUCUUCGACAUCAACAGACACCAUGGCAUCUCUCACUAUCCGGACGAAGAGGCAACCAACCACACCGCGCUGCCGUGCCCCGGCGAGCUCCUUGUGGAAGAGCACCACAGCAACUACGGCGAGCCCUGGGCCGGUGGCCGUGACGUCUUCGAGUUCCUCGCUAACGCCUCCGUGCUGACGCCAACGGAGCAGGUCCUUGAAAUCGGAUGUGGUACGCUUCGUGUCGGCCUGCAUUUCAUCCGGUACCUUGAGGCUGGGAGGUUCCACUGCCUGGAGCGGGACGAGCUGUCCCUCAUGGCUGCGCUCCGGUACGAACUGCCGGCGCAGGGGCUGCUUUACAAGCGGCCGAUGAUUGUGAGAGGGGAGGAUAUGGACUUCAGCAAGUUUGGGGACACAGUUAUGUAUGAUCUCAUCUAUGCGAGCGCCGUGUUCCUCCAUAUCCCAGACAAGCUUGUUUGGACUGGGCUUGAGAGGCUUGCGGGGAAGCUGAGGCCACAUAGAGGCCGGAUUUUUGUCUCACAUAACAUUAAGUUUUGCUCAAGACUGGGAGGCGAUGAGUGCACACGACGGCUUGCCAAAUUGGGCCUUGAGUAUGUGGGGAAGCACACUCAUGAUAGCUUGUUGUUUAACCACUACGAGGUCUGGUUUGAAUUCCGCAGGCCAAAAGUUUAGAUCUUGAUGGUACAGAAAGAGAGAGUGGUUGGCUUCUGUGAUGCAAUUUUGGCAGUUUCAAGCACAGAUUAAGCCAUGCCUUGUACUGUUUGAACACUACUGGGACCUGACUUGAGAUUGAGAUUGAUGUUCGCUCGGUGCCUAAUUCAAGCAUAUGCAUAUACACCAAAAGUCAUGAUUGAGCAAUGCUGUGGUGCUUCAGUGUGUCUUCCCAGUUUCAUUCGGUGAGUGGUGGAUGAAGGCUUUAGUUUUUAUUAGCACCGAUUACUGUAUGUUCUAUAACUUCAGUAACAUUUCUGGUAGAAACUAUGUGGGUAGCUGAUGUCAAAGCAGUAGGAUACAUGCUUCUAUUCCGAAAGCUACCUCUGUGGGCUGUGGCCAAAAUAGACUCUUACGAGCACACAUGGUUUUGUAAGCUGUAACAAGGAUAACUUUGGUUGUCUUGUUUUUGCAUUUUAUAGAGCAUGCACAUUUUUAUGCUGCUGU